AUGCUGUCUCCUCGCUUCUCUUCCCCCCCAUCCUUACUCCUUUUUGCCCUACUCUCCCCUCUGGUGGUCGGGCAAGUUUGCCAGCUCCAAUUUGACGGUCGGGUUCCCAGCAAUCUGGUUGCUAGCGAUUUUGAUGUGCCCAACGACAUCUUUAGCGAGACUUUUGUCCUCGGCGAAGGACUCACCUUCAGCCAAGCGCUCCGCCUCCUGCCCUCCAGCACCGCGUCACUGGUCCGCGCGCCCCCUGCCUCCGAUCAGUCCAUUUUCAACAACCAGGUUGCCUUCCGCCGCGCUGAGCUCAUCCCGGCCAGCAAUGACGGCACCGACGCGAGCACGCAGGGGGUCAAGACACUGCACUUCAGCGUCCUCAAGGACAACGCGCGGCCGCUGAACCUAUCGCACGAGUAUCAGCUCGCCUUCCUGGAGAGCCAGGACUUCAGCACCAACCAGUUUGUGUUGAAGACGGGAACGAUCCUGGGACAAAACACGGCCGACCCAGACACACUGCAGCUCUUCGGCAACGUCAACCAAGGCGACGUCCUCUUCAGCACCCCGUUCAAUGCCGGCGUCUUCCACAACUUUGCGCUGACGCUGGACUUUGAUCAACUGACAACCCAGGUCUUCUUCUCUACAGGAAACGAUGCACUUGCUGCCGUCACUGAUGUGCUUCAGAACGACGUCAGUGGUCAGGGCCAGUUCCACUUCGGGGUUCUCAAGAAACCGGUGGGCGGCGUGGGUGAUAUCACCAAGAACGGCUUCCAGCCGGAUGCGAUCGACGAAGCGGUGGUUUUUGGGGGGAUAUUUCAGGAGGAUAGUGCUGACGGCUGCGUUAGCUUGUCGACGUGA
Chaetomium globosum CBS 148.51 is the source of this 846-nucleotide messenger RNA. RefSeq lists its product as uncharacterized. Lineage: Eukaryota; Fungi; Ascomycota; Sordariomycetes; Sordariales; Chaetomiaceae. The record is from RefSeq and is a predicted model, not a curated record. The transcript has 3 exons. The coding region runs from base 1 to 846 and encodes 281 amino acids.